Molecule: messenger RNA, 7924 nt
Organism: Pundamilia nyererei
Lineage: Eukaryota; Metazoa; Chordata; Actinopteri; Cichliformes; Cichlidae
Gene: ccdc88ab
Product: coiled-coil domain containing 88Ab
Exons: 37
Coding region: 611-6601 (1996 amino acids)
Biological process (GO): cytoskeleton-dependent intracellular transport; cytoplasmic microtubule organization
Cellular component (GO): cytoplasm; centrosome
Molecular function (GO): dynein light intermediate chain binding; microtubule binding
Source: RefSeq, a predicted model, not a curated record
UCCCCAGUCUUGCGCUCAGUGGUGUGCAGCAUUUGAACAGAGGCAGACAGGGGAAGCAGAAUCAGUGGCUAGACAUGACCUUAGAAUAAAUUUGAGGAGUAACCCGAUGGUUUCAAACCACGGACCUUGAACAUCUGGAUUUCCCUUCGUAUUGGAUAUUUAAUUUAAAAGGAGGUGUUGGAGGAAUAUCUCCCCUCAGCGUUGGACUCUAUCUACCAGUUCCUCAGCAUAAAACCAUACCUGGCGCAGGUCUCAGAGUCUCCUUAAUCUUAUUUGUAGAUAGACAGCGAGCCCGGCUGGCGACACAUUACAGAGUAUCUUUAUUUAAAGCGCUUUAACAGAAAAUGUGAAUCCCUGCCUUCUCCGUGAGGGAGCCGAACCCCCGUCGGUGGCAUCUGAAACAGCUGGCUUGUGUCUAGAAAAUUGUGGAUUAACGAUUUUUUUACCCCUUAUCCAAAGGAACCUCGGACGUCUUUCCGUGGCCUGUAUCCACAAUGAGCGUCGAUUUAAUUGAAUUAACUACAUGAGCGGUGUCAAAAGAAACGCGUUUCUCUCCGAUUUAAAAAGGGAAAAAACCCAUAUCUGCUGAAAUAAACGGCGCCAGGAAAAUAUGGAAAACGAGGUGUUCACUCCUUUGCUGGAGCAGUUCAUGCUCACACCUCUGGUCUGCUGGGUGAAGACGGUCGGACACUCGACGGUGACCGAUGGCACCAAAUUAUCGGAAUAUAUUGAAUUAGUGGAUGGGAUUUACCUGAAUGAGAUAAUGCUUGAGAUAAAUCCCAAAGCCACAGUGCAGCGCACCAACAAGAAAGUGAACAAUGACUCCACACUGCGCAUCCAGAACCUUUCUAUUCUCAUCAGGCAGAUUAAAUCCUACUAUCAGGAGUGUCUCCAACAGCUGGUGAUGAUGCCUUUACCAAAUGUGCUGAUACUGGGCCGGAACCCCCUCUCUGCACAAGGUCUGGAAGAGAUGAAGAAACUGUUGCUGUUGCUACUAGGCUGUGCUGUCCAGUGUGAGAAGAAGGAAGAGUACAUUGAGCGUAUCCAGACUCUGGACUUUGACACCAAAGCUGCCAUAGCAUCACAUAUCCAAGAGGUGACUCAUAACCAAGAAAAUGUAGUGGACCUGCAGUGGUUGGAAAGUGGGGAAAUACCUCCAGAGGAUCUGGACAGCCUCUCCAGAAACCUGGCUUUCCACCUCAAGCGCCUGGUGGAUGAAAGGGACACACAGCUUGAGAUGGACAGAGACUCCAGAGAGCAAGAGGAGAAGAGUGAGCAGCUUUUGGACACCAGGCAGGAGCUUGAGAACAUGGAGGUCGAGCUCAAGAGACUUCAGCAAGAGAGCUAUCAGCUGCUGUCAGAUGCUCGGUCGGCUCGGGCCUAUCGUGACGAGCUGGAUUCGCUCCGAGAGAAAGCGAUACGUGUGGACAAGCUGGAGAGCGAGCUGAGCCGAUACAAGGAGAGACUUCAUGACAUCGAGUUUUACAAGGCCAGAGUUGAGGAGCUGAAGGAGGACAACCAGAUUCUGCUGGAGACUAAGACUAUGCUGGAGGAGCAGCUAGAUGCUAGCAGGACCCGGUCCGACAAAUUACAUCUCCUGGAGAAGGAGAAUCUACAGAUCAAAUCAAAGAUCCACGACCUGGAGAUGGAGCGGGACAUGGACCGUAAGCGAAUGAAGGAGCUGUUAGAGGAGAACCUUGUGCUUGAGAUGGCCCAGAAACAGAGCAUGGAUGAAUCCCUGCACCUUGGAUGGGAGCUGGAACAAUUAUCAAAGACACCAGAGCUAACAGAAGCCCCUCAGAAGUCUCUGGGGGAGGAGGUGAAUGAGCUAACGUCAAGCCGUCUGCUAAAGCUGGAGAAAGACAACCAGACCCUGCUGAAGACGGUUGAGGAACUCAGAGCAGCGGCCAGUCAGGACACUGUGACAAAACUGGUCAAAGCUAACCAGGAAAACCAGAAGCUGAGCAAGAAAUUGGAGUCGUUGGAGAGCGAACUGACAGCAGACAGAGAGUCGCUCCGCAGUGCCGAGUCUCUCAGUACUGACCUGAUGAAGGAGAAGGCUUUGCUGGAGAAGACUCUGGAAACCCUCAGAGAAAACUCAGAGAGACAGAUGAAGGGUCUCGAACAGGAGAACAAGCACCUGAGCCAAACCGUGUCGUCUCUGCGUCAGCGCUGCCAGGUGGGUGCCGAGGCCCGGGUCAAGGAUGUGGAAAAAGAGAACCGCAUUCUCCACGAGUCGAUCUGUGAGACAACUGCCAAACUAAAUAAGAUGGAGUUUGAAAGGAAACAGCUGCGCAAAGAGCUUGAAGUUAUGAAGGAGAAAGGAGAGAGAGCAGAAGAGCUGGAAAUUCAGAUACAGAAGUUGGAAAGGGAAAACGAGAGCCUGCAGAAGAAAGUUGCCAGUCUUGGAAUCACCUGUGAAAAGGUGGCUUCUUUGGAGAAGGAGAAUAGUGAGCUGGAGGCAGAAGGCCGCCGCCUCAAGAAGAAGCUGGACACCCUGAAAAACAUGGCCUUCCAGCUGGAGGCUUUGGAAAAAGAAAACACUCAACUGGAGCAGGAGAACCUGGAGCUUCGACGCUCAGCUGAGAGUCUCCGCUCGGCGGGGGCUAAGGCUGCUCAGCUGGAGGCCGAGAACAGGGAGCUGGAGAGCGAGAAGAGCCAACUGAAACGCAGUCUGGAGCUGCUCAAAGCCUCAUCUAAGAAGACUGAGAGAUUAGAGGUGAGCUACCAGGGCCUAGAUACUGAGAACCAGCGCCUGCAGAAGGCUUUAGAGAACAGCAGCAAGAAGAUCCAGCAGUUGGAGGCAGAGCUGCAAGAGGUGGAGUCUGAGAAUCAGUCCCUCCAGCGUAACCUGGAGGAGCUCAAGAUCUCCAGUAAACGUCUCGAGCAGCUGGAGCAGGAGAACAAGGCUCUGGAGUUGGAAAGCUCCCAGCUAGAGAAAGACAAGAAGCUCCUGGAAAAGGAGAACAAGCGACUGAGGCAGCAGGCUGAGAUCCGCGACUCAAAGCUGGAUGAUAGCAACCAGCGCAUCACUACCCUGGAGAAGGAAAAUCGGACAAUGGGCAAGGAGAUGAUCUUUUUCAGGGACUCCUGUACGAGAGUCAAGGACCUGGAAAGGGAGAAAAAGGAGCUGGUCAAACAGGCCACGAUCGAUAAGAAGACCCUUGUCACGCUCAGAGAGGAGCUUGUGAGUGAGAAGCUGCGGACUCAGCAGAUGACCAAUGAUCUUGAGAAACUGACCCAUGAGUUGGAAAAGAUUGGACUGAAUAAAGAGAGGCUCCUGCAUGACGAGAGCUCAGACGACAGGUUUAAGCUCCUGGAAACCAAACUGGAGUCGACCCUGAAAUCAACUCUGGAGAUCAAAGAGGAGAAAAUUGCUGCACUUGAGGCAAGACUGCAGGAGUCCUCCAACCUUAACCAGCAGCUUCGCCAGGAGCUGAAAACGGUGAAGAAAAACUACGAGGCGCUCCGGCAGAGAGAGGAGGAGGAGAGGAUGGUGCAGAGCUCGCCCCCUAAAGUGGGGGAAGACCCUCAGGCUGUCAGUAAAUGGGAGAAAGAAAGCCAUGAAGCAACCAGAGAACUGCUGAAAGUCAAAGACAGACUCAUUGAAGUGGAGAGGAAUAAUGCUACUCUGCAGGCUGAGAAGGUGGCCCUGAGGAGCCAACUCAAACAACUGGAAACCCAAAACUCCAACCUGCAGGCUCAGAUAGUGGCUGUGCAGAGGCAGACGGCCUCUUUACAGGAGAACAAUACAACGCUACAGACGCAGAAUGCCAAACUACAGGUGGAAAACUCAACUCUGAGCUCACAGAGCGCAUCCCUGAUGGCCCAGAACGCCCAGCUGCAGACCCAGCAGAGCAGUGUGGAAGGAGAGCGUGAAGGAGCGCUGAGGGAGAAAGAGGAGCUGAGAGCUACCUAUGAACUGCUGCUGCGCGAUCACGAGAAGCUGGCAGCGCUCCACGAGAGGCAGGCAGCCGAAUAUGAAGCGCUGAUCGGCAAGCACGGUGGGCUGAAGACCUCCCACAAGAGCCUGGAACAGCAGCACAGGGACUUGGAGGACAAGUACAAACAGCUCUUGCAGAGAAAGGGGGAGCUGGAGGAGCUGGAGAAGAAUCUGAAGGAGCAGCAGGAAAAGAUGGCCCUGGAGAAUCAGACCCACCAAGCUACAGCUGACCAGUACAAACUGCUCAAAGAGGAAAAUGAUAGGUUGAAUAGCACCUAUCGUCAGCUCUUGAAGGACAAUGAAAAUCUCCAGCUGGACCAUAAAAACCUAAAGAGCCAGUUGAACAGUGCAAAGCUGGACCAAACCAAGCUGGAGGCUGAGUUUUCUAAACUGAAGGAGCAGUACCAGCAGCUGGACAUCACCUCCACCAAGCUAACCAACCAGUGUGAGUUGUUGAGCCAGCUGAAGGGAAACUUGGAGGAAGAGAACCGUCACCUGUUGGACCAAAUCCAGACUUUGAUGUUACAAAAUCGCACACUGCUGGAGCAGACCAUGGAGAGCAAGGACCUGUUCCACGUAGAGCAAAGACAAUACAUAGAUAAGCUGAAUGAGCUGAGGAGGCAGAAGGAGAAGUUGGAGGAGAAGAUCAUGGACCAGUACAAGUUCUAUGACCCUUCACCUCCACGCAGGCGCGGCAACUGGAUUACUCUAAAGAUGAAGAAGCUGAUCAAGCCGAAGAGCCGGGACAGGAUCCGGUCUCUCACACUGACUCCAUCUCGAUCAGAGUUUGGAGACAGUUUUCUGAUGUUUCCCCAGGACAGCCAGGACAGCUCAUCCAUAGGCUCGGGCACCAACUCGCUAGAUGACACGCUCUCACACAUGAGCAGCAGGAGGAGAGGGCAGCAGUCUCAUGCCCAAGUGCAGGGUUCCUCCAAUGCUAUAAAAAGGUUGCCUUUCAUGAGGAACAGAUCCAAGGACAAAGACAAGGCCAAGGCCAUCUACCGGCGCUCCAUGUCUAUGAAUGACCUGCUUCAGACCAUGGCAAUGGCAGGUGGUCCUGAGGCUCAGUGGGCGGGCAGCAGUGAGAAUCUAGACGGGGCUGAAGCUGGAGAUGCCAACAUGACGGGCAGCAGCAGGCGCAGCGGGCAGCGCAUGAAGGAACUCGCCUUUUCCACCAAUGCCAUUGAUUGUGCCACCCUCACCCUGCCUAGUUCAAGUCACAGUAGAGCCAAGCACAGGCUUCAGGUCAAAGACAAUGCCUCCUGUGAGGAUGUCGCCGGCUCAUUGGAUGAUCCCAAGAGUCAAGGGCCACAGAGGUAUAUGUCUCCCUGCCAUUUGAAUGGUUGUGCUGUUGGUCUGAGCGCUGUGUGCAGAGUGUCCUGUAGCAUCUGUACCGCCAGACCCUCCAGUCUUCAUAGCAACAGGACCACCAGUAGUAAUAGUAACAAUAACUCCCACCUCACUUCUCCUCUGGAGGGCAAAGGCACAUUGAACGGCAGUCUGAGCAGGCCUCACAGCGAGAGCAGCGGCGAGUUCAGCCUGAGUCUGGACCAGGAGGUGUGGUCCAGCAGCGGCAGCAGCCCCGUCCAGCAGCCCACCUCCUCACGCUCCUCCCACCAGAGCCCCCUGCAGCUGCGCAGAUCUCUUGAGCCAUCCGCCGCCGCCGCGGGCAGCGCGGUCCAGUCCCAGAUCAGGAAGACGGGAUCCCCAGGGAACGAGGUGCUUUCCCUGCAGCAGUUCCUGGAUGAGGGUAUUGAUCCUGCAGAGUCUGGCAGUCAGGAGAACCUCACUGUAGACUCUCCUCGCCUCUCCACCUCCUCUGAGCACGGCCAGAAAGAACGCACUGUCACAAAGGGCCGGGGCAUACUGCGCUCGUCCAGUGGGAAGGCAGCAGCAGUCAGCGCUGACCGGCCUCCGAGGUCUUCCGGACAACCAGGACGCCCUUCCCUGCGGAAGGCCGAGAGCACACGGGUGAAAGGCUCCGCCCCGAUCCGCGCCAGCCUGUCUUCACAGGGCAAAGCGACCUCUGUCUCCGAACGGCUCGAUUCAGCCUCCUCCACCCUGCCCCGGGCCAGCAGUGUCAUCUCCACUGCUGAAGGUACCACACGGCGUACCAGCAUCCACGACCUGCUGUCCAAGGACAACCGGCAGCCCGUUUCGGUUGACGCUCCUGCUGCUGCUGCUUCCACCAGGGCUGGGCUACGUUCGCAGCCCACACCCAGUGAGUACCACCCCAACAGCACCAACCUUAAGGGACCCCUCACCACCAUCACCCCCAUGCCCAAGUCAGUCAGCUUACCUUGCAAUAGCUCGGAGGACCCCGACCUCUCCACCCUUGAGUCUUUCCUCGGCCCUUCCUUCACUGUAGAAUCUGUAUUCAUGGACUCCAUCUUUAGUGAGUCAGCAGACAAAAACCUCCCCUUCCUUUCUCUUAACCCCACCUUAGUCAGCAACAUCAGCGGGCCUCCUGUUACAAAUAAGACCCACCCUCCUCCUGUGCCGCAUCACAUUCGCACCCAAAACCAGACCCCCCACAGCCAAUCAAACGGCCAGGUGAGAUCCAGCGAGGGUGUUGAUCAGAGUUGUGUAAAUAAUCCGGAUCAGUCACUGAGCCCAGAGGAGAGGGAGUCUCUGUGGUAUGAGUACGGCUGUAUCUAAAUGACGGGGAGGUUUCUGGUUUGCUGAUUUUAAUACUUGACAUGAAGAGGGAGGAACAAAAGGAUGGAUAAAGAGCAAAGCCAUUUCCUCUGCAUGUAUUUGUCAGAGUACUGUCUGUCUCUGUGUGGUGUAUGUGGGUCAUUUUUCCCUGUUUGCUAUGGUGCUGAUUGGUGACUUUACUUUCAUUUUUAAUAUUUUUUUAACCCCCAUUUUCUUUUCUACGAUGCGGGACUUUGACUGUUCUUCCGUCCAAUACCCUUUCACACAUUAUUUUUACCUCAUCAGAUAAGUUUUACCUGGCUAACAUCAUACUAUUAUCUGCUGCGGUGAGGUGAUACAUUUUAUCUUGGGGAUGAGAAGAAAUAGAGAAUUAUCUAAAGCUUUCAUGUGAGGCCAGAACACACCGAGCAAGUCGGUUCAAGUCACACCAGGAAUCAUAAAAACAGCAGGAAAAGCUUUUUUUUAAUAAUGAGCAUAAUGAGCAAAGCAUUCUGGGGCAAUUUCUACAUAGUAAAGUCAGAUAAUAGGUUCACUUUGCAUUUUCUGUUUAUUAUGGUGAUUCUUGGCAAGUCCCACUUUUCACCUCCUAAAUUGCAUGGCUUUGUUUUGUAUGUUUGACCUGAAACUUUCAUUUGGAUUGCUGUGAUCAAAAUGGUUUUCAUCAGUUUGUUUCUUAUGAUGGUGUGUGCUGUUUGUGUUUUACAUUUGAUAUCUUUUCUGUUUUUCUUUGCUGUGUACACGUUCACUGGAGUGUUUGCUCCCCUCUGCAAAUGGAUUAAUAUGAUCUGGUGGAUCUAAGCUGACCUCCUGGGCUGGUGACAAAAUGAUGAAGCUUCAUUCCCAAAACAAUCAGGGCGGCAUUUUUAGUUUGAAACGUGAAAGUUGACGGAGAGGACACAGAAUACAGCAUGGCAAUAGUGAUUUGGUUUCACGCAGUUUAUGAUUGUUUGGGGGUAUUUUAAUUAUUAUUUUUAGAACGUGGAGUUGAUACUGUAAGUUGAUUCAUUUGAGGUUGUUUUGUGAAUGAAGCGAACAUCAUUCCUUUUGGUAUUUUCUCCUGACACGCCACAAGUUGGAUAACUUGAGGUGAUAUUUGAGACUGACCUAUCUUGUAUAGACUGCUAUCAUUAAGUUAUAAUCAAAGACGAGCACUACAUGUUGUGCCAAUACUAGUUGAACUGCCUGUAUCUACGUCCUUAUUUAUUUCUGCUUUUGUACUCUUUAGUUGCUGUUUUGAAGUUGCUAUAUUGUAUUUAUCUUGAUUCAAAGUAUCCGCAGGUAUGAAGUAAAUGAAAAUAGUGUGUCAUCACUCUGCAGAUGUAA